AUGAACCUCUUGGAAACCCGGUUCGUCUCCCUCGGCAGAACCGUCAUCCAGCCUCUUUUCAAGGGAACCUGUGUAUACGAAACUCGGUGUCAAGUCUGUGGAUUCUGUUCUCAGCGGUUUUCCUCCUUUCUUGAGCUUGAUCUAAAGGUCUCCUCGAGCAACCUAGAGGACUGCAUUUCUCACUAUCUUGCUGAGGAGUUUUUGACUGGGGACAAUCGUUACGCCUGCCCCACCUGUUUAGAGAAGCGGGACGGUGUACGGCGCAUGCGCAUCACAGAGACACCCCUCAUGCUCUGCUUCCAACUCCUGCGCUUCACCUUCGAUGUACGCUCGGGUAGACGGGUCAAACAGAAGACACCCAUUCGACUGCCAGACAUCCUGGACAUGACAGAUUUCGUCACACCCACGGAACCGAACUCGACUUAUGGGAGGCGGAAGGGGAAGGGGGGAUAG
Messenger RNA from Dibothriocephalus latus, 453 nucleotides. Lineage: Eukaryota; Metazoa; Platyhelminthes; Cestoda; Diphyllobothriidea; Diphyllobothriidae. The record is from the annotation of a GenBank genome assembly.